UCCCCCCCCCAUUCCUCCGCUUCGUGCUCUGGCCUCCGCCUCCCCAGUGAGGUCUGGCCACACUACCUUCGUAUCCUGCGUAAGAUCGAGUCGUUGCUGCUGCUGUUGAGGAUGAAGGUAGUGUGGCUGAUGGUGGUGGUGGUGGUGUUGGGCGGUAUUGGCUGGGGGACGGGGUCGUUGCCGCCCCCUCCCAAGCCUUACAAGAUCCUCAUGGUGCUGCCCUUUUCCGCCUACAGCCACAUGAGCAUGUUAAAGCCCUUCGCCAAAGCUCUGGCUGACAGAGGUCACGAGGUGGUGAUGCUGACUAACAUGGCGCCCUCCCUCAAACACCAAAAUAUCCGGGAAGUGUUCCACGGGCUGACCAACAUGUUCCAGAACAACACCGAUCCAUUCAGCUUAAGCAAGAAAUUCCCCCUAAAGUUAAUAGUGGACAUGGCUGUGUUUAUGACUCGUAACAUCUACAACGUUCCUGAAGUGAUGGAACUCUACCGCAGGAGGAAGGACUUUGAUCUCAUGGUUGUCGACGUUUUUUAUAACGAGAUGAUGUACCCUUUCGUACACGAGGUCCCCUUCAUCACCUUCUGCCCCACCACUCUCCACGUCAUACAGAGCGCCGUCCUGGGUAACCCUCUCAACCCGGCCCUCUACACUAACUUCAAUGACAACUACCCACGACCCAUGAGCCUCAGAGACAGGGUGGACAACUUACUCUCACAGGCAACGUUCUACAGCGGGAUGAGGUUGAAUUUAUUUGCCGCUGUACAGGAGGAGAUUACGGCCAGAUUUCCUCACCUGCCGCCGCUGGAGGAGAUAGAACGUAACCAGAGUUUGUCUCUCAUAAAUUAUCACUUCAGCCAAAACGAAGUAGUGCCCCUCCUGCCAUCCCAGUUGGACGUCGCGGGUCUGCACUGUCACCCAGCUGAGCCUCUGUCUCAGAAGCUGGAGGCGUGGGUGGAGGGGGCGGGCGAGGCGGGUGUGGUGUACUUCAGCUUGGGGUCAUUUACCAAGGGAGUGUUCAUGCCCGUCCACUACCGAGACAUGUUCCUCGCCGCCUUCGGGCAGCUGAAGCAACGCGUCAUCUGGAAGUUUGAGGAGGAACUACAGGGGAUACCUGACAAUGUCCUCUUCGACACGUGGAUACCACAGCAGGAUGUCCUCGGUGAUCCCAGAGUCAAAGUUUUCAUCACCCAAGGAGGUCGCUUAAGCACACUGGAGGCUGUCUACCACUCCACGCCCAUGGUAGCUCUUCCCAUCGUGUUUGAUCAGUUCAACAACGUUGCCAGGCUUACUGACGCUGGUCUCGCCAUCGUGCUGUACUGGAAGGAACUAUCUCCACAGCUCAUCGUGGACACCGUCAGAGAAGUUAUCAAUAACCCCAAGUACACAGAGAGGAUGAAGGAAGCCUCAUUUUCCUUCCGUGACCGACCACUGACACCCCUAGACAAAGCUGUGUUCUGGAGCGAGUACGUCAUCCGUCACCAAGGGGCCCCACAGCUCAGGUCCCCCGCUAUUCAUCUCUCCUGGGUGGAGUUCCUUAUGCUGGAUGUUCUGGUAGUGAUACUCGUCACUGUUUUCAUCAUCAUCGUCUCAAUAUGGUGUCUGCUGAAGAAGGUCUGGCGUAGACUCUUUGGCGGCGGGAAAGAAAAGGAGGAGUAACAUGGUGUAGCUUCUCUGAGACGAGGUGGUGAGUGGAAAUGACUGACUAAACUGUUCCCGGUUCGAUUCCAGCAGCCUGUCAUUGAGUGGGGCACCCCCACGGCCUGUCACUGAGUAGGGUGCCUCACGGCCUGUCACUGAAUGGGGCACCCCACGGACUGUCACUGAGUGGUACUCCCCGCAGCCUGUCAGGGUGGGGCGCCCCACGGCCAGUCACUGAAUGGAGCGCCCCGCGAUCUGUCAUAGAAUGGUACUUCCCGCAGCCUGUCAAAGCGGGGCACUCCGUAGCCUGUCAGGCGGUGCUCUCCGCAGCUUGUCAGAGUGGAGCGCUCCACAUCCUAUCUGGGUGGGGCUCUCCGUCUCUUGCCAGAGUGGGGAGCUCGGAAACCUGUCGGAGAGGGGUCGCUCCAUAGUCUCUCGGAGUGGGGCGCUCCACAGCCUAUCUGGGUUGCGCGCUGCACAGUCUGUCAGGGUGGGGCGCUCCACAGCCUGUCAGGGUGGGGCGCUCCACAGCCUGUCAGAGUGGGGCGCUUCGCAGCCUAUCACUGAGUGGGGCGCCCCACGGCCUGUCACUGAGUGGGGCGCCCCACGGCCUGUCACUGAGUGGGGCGCCCCACGGCCUGUCACUGAGUGGGGCGCCCCACGGCCUGUCACUGAGUGGGGCGCCCCACGGCCUGUCACUGAGUGGGGCGCCCCACGGCCUGUCACUGAGUGGGGCGCCCUACGGCCUGUCACUAAGUGGGGCGCCCUGCGGCCUGUCGCUGAGUGGGACACUCCAAGUUGAAUAGAUACUUAACUCAACAGUCAGGAACGGGAAAAGUUACACUGUCAUCUUGUGUACUCUGCUCAAGACACUCACUUGUAUAAUUACUUGCAUCAACGUCCUGGAAACUGUGAGAGACCUAAGAGUGAAGACUAACGGCAUCCUGGGAACUGCUCCUCAUAAUGACCGUGUGACUUGUAACAUAUUUUCUGUAACUUUCUGUAAAUUUUUCUCUCGGUAAAAUAAGUCUCUCAUGAGCAAGUCCUUGACCAACUCUUCUCAGGCGACUACAGUACUCAACUGAUCUCUUAUAAACUGAUAAACAUUCUAAUAAUAAAAAAAAAUCACAAGACCGUAACAUUCAUAAACUUUUAGUAAAUAAAAAACACAGUAUAUUACAUAACAGAAAUAUAACUACACUAUUUAACAUUACAAUAACAAUUUCACAUAAGAGCGAGAUUCAUAAACUGCUUUACGUACACUGUCGACUCGAAUAAAGAUGUCCGGCAAGGGUAUCCCACACAUGUUGGCGAUGCUGACUCCCACAACAUAGUGGGCACCAGUCUGAACCCUCCUGAUCAGAGGCGCCCCUGUGUCGUCCUGGAACACGAGAUGAUGAAGAUAAUAAUAAUAAUAGUUAUAAUAAUAAUAAUAAAUAAUAAUAACAAUAGCCUAUGGCAAGAGCCUAGGUGAAUGACGUCAUGGGCAUAGCUGAGCUGAUUGGCUGAGCCUGUGCCCCUUUUUUAAAGCGAUCUGGUUUGUAAAGUGGAAGAGGAGAGACGUGUGCUGUCUGUGCAGGAAGUAGUAAAUGUAUCGGGGGUAAAAUUUCUUGUUAGAUAUUAUGCUGAGAGGCCCUGGUCCUUUGAUUAAUUUUUGUCAAUUUUAACAAAACGUUUAAAUAAAUGUUAAAACGAU
Molecule: messenger RNA, 3334 nt
Organism: Homarus americanus (American lobster)
Lineage: Eukaryota; Metazoa; Arthropoda; Malacostraca; Decapoda; Nephropidae
Product: UDP-glycosyltransferase UGT5-like
Exons: 8
Coding region: 112-1656 (514 amino acids)
Molecular function (GO): UDP-glycosyltransferase activity
Source: RefSeq, a predicted model, not a curated record